Xylaria bambusicola is the source of this 2158-nucleotide messenger RNA. RefSeq names its product putative C6 transcription factor. Gene Ontology annotation, biological process: DNA-templated transcription; regulation of DNA-templated transcription. Gene Ontology annotation, molecular function: DNA-binding transcription factor activity, RNA polymerase II-specific; DNA binding; zinc ion binding. The transcript is spliced from 5 exons. The coding region runs from base 1 to 1920 and encodes 639 amino acids. The record is from RefSeq and is a predicted model, not a curated record. Lineage: Eukaryota; Fungi; Ascomycota; Sordariomycetes; Xylariales; Xylariaceae.
AUGGCUAACAGACCUCUGGUUCCAUUACAACCGAAGCCCAAUACACAGGUGGAUGAUGAUGACAGUCCCGAUCCACCGCCAAGCAAGUCUCGCAAAGGUCGCUCUUCUGUUCUUGUUGCUUGCGAGCCAUGUCGUCGCCUCAAAGCGAAGUGUGAUGGUGAGCGGCCGUCGUGUCGUAGGUGCCGUAGCAAGGGACAAGAGUGCGUCUAUGAGCUUCCGGAAGAUGCACUGUCAAGGAGUUCGGCAAGAAAAGAAAUCGCCAACCGGUUGCAACGCGAGAACUCGGAUCUCCGAUCACUAUUACACGACCUUUCCAGCCGACCGGAUGCUGAGGCUUACAACAUCUAUCGGAGACUGAGGCUAACAGAUGACCCAAUAUCCCUCACGCAUUCAAUCAGACAGGCUGAGCUCCUUCUGCCCACAGUCAUGGUUGAUGGCGACGAAUUCUCAACGUUACAGCAACUAGAAGCCAAUGCACUUGACGGGAGUGUUAUAAAGGUCCCUGCUCAACCAUGGACCACGGUAGCUGGUGAUGGAAUUGUCUCCGAGCUUAUAUCUGCAUGGUUCAAAUGGGAUGGUGCAUUCCUUUGUCCAUUCGUCGAUUCCGAGUGCUUUCUUCAAGACAUCCGCUCAGCCGACCCUAGGAGCGCAACAUACUGUUCACCAUUUCUAGUCAAUGCCAUAUGUGCAUAUAGGAGCUACUUUUCAGACACAGUUGAUGCUGUGCGACACGUAACGAAGAAGGAUUUGAGAGAGCAUUUUUUCACUGAGAGUCUAAAGCACUCCGCCUCCACGAUACCUAUUCUUCCCACCAUUCAAGCACUAUGGAUUCUGUUUUCCAUUUCCUUUCUAAAAGGAGAUGACAGGAAUGGGGGCCUGUACCGAUUUGCUUCCUACGGCAUGCUCAGCAGAUCCAGAAUUUGCCAUUUCUUUCCAAACUUGGAUGGCUUAAACCCAGAAGACAAUGCCAGGAAGCAAACAAUAUCGAAAAUGAUUUGGGGGCAUUUCUGCCUAGAAAGCAUCGUGACUAUGAACUUCCGCGGCACGGAUGUCCUCCAGCCACCGCAGGUCCCCUGCCCCUUUCCCGAAAAUAAUCACGACAGUUCCAAUAACCUUGAUAUUUUCGGCCAGCCUUUCACUUCUGCGUCGCCGCAACCCCCACUUGUCUCCGGGGCAAUUGGCAUAUUAUGCCGUGUGGCCGUGUUAAUGAGCGAGAUUUUGACGUUUGGGCAAGAUCAUAAAAGUUACGGAGUAAUCGGUACCGAUGGACAAGGGAAUCUAAACAAAAAUAUUGCAUUUUUGAUGAAAUUGAACGAGAUUGAUAACUCGCUUCCGCCCUCACUGCGCCAUCACCAGAACUUCACUCCAUCAACAUGUUUUCUUAGAAUCGCCAUGAACACGGCUAUGUAUGCGAUCCUACGGACAUUGCGAAAAGACGUCGUGCUAGACCAGACAAGUGGCAUGACAGUCGAGACGAUGAUGCUGAGAAGCUGCGAGCUCGACAUAGAGUUAAUGGAGCAGUAUCUCGCCAGGUGGACGACGGGAGAGUUUUCGUUAAUGGCAUUCAUCGGACCGUUGAACGCAGGAACGGUCUUACUGCCGCUAAUACAAGAUGAGGCGGCAAGACAAAUGUUCCCACGCUUGUGCAAGCUUAUGCACAUCAUUUCGAGACGUAUGCCCAUUGCAAAAUACGUUUUGAAAGGUUGGGAGGCAGCCUUGCGGAGCAGGGACAUCGAAAUCCCCGAGGCGGCGCUGCCGUUCUUCGAGAGUCUCGGGAUUCAGAGAGAGGAACUCACGGACAUAUCAACUAGUCUGGUAGUGACCCAUAUCCCCCGCGAUGAGAGUGUGUUGGCAAAACAGUGGGAUGACGGUGAACUGGGAUUCCUACUGUCAAAGUGGAACGAGAUGAGUUUGGAGUAAAUUCAUCUCGAAAAAUCGCGUUUGGAAUUCUCUGGCAGAUGUUCAUAUGGCAUUUUGCAUUAGUCUGGUUAGAAUCGGCCAUGGCGGUGAACAAUUUGGAACGUAAUUUGGAGUGUCGAUCUAAGCUGUACUCAUAGCGCGAUUGGAUGUUUAGCCUGUUGUUUGGAGAUAUUUACACCUGACAUGUGCUAUUCAGCCUUGUCCUUUAUCUUCAGAAUAAAUUUCGGCUAUGAUGAGG